AUGGCAUUCAAAUUCGUAGCAUUCGCCGCCCUUUUGGCUGUAGCCCGUGCCGGAGCUCCUUUGGGAUAUGGCGCCCCAGUGGCCGCUUACGCCGCCGCCCCAGUGGCUCACUACUCGUCAGCCCCAUCGGUCUCCUACAGCACCUACUCAUCCCCAGCCGUAGCUAAGGUUGCUUACGCCGCCGCCCCAGUAGCUAAGGUUGCCUACUCCGCCGCCCCAGCUCUUUCCUACGCUCACGCCGCUCCAGCCCUCUCCUACGCUCAUGCCGCCCCAGCCGUCUCCUACGCUCACGCCGCCCCAGCCCUCACCUACGCUCAAGCCGCUCCAGUCGCAACUUAUGCUCAUGCCGCUCCAGUUGCCACCUACGCUCAUGCCGCCCCAGUUGCCACCUACGCCAAGGUAGCCGCUCCAGUCGCUUACGCCGCCGCCCCAGUAGCCAAGGCCAUCUACGCCGAUGCCCCAGCCGCUUACGACUUCGGAUACGCCGUCAACGACCCACACACCGGAGACAGCAAGAGCCAGCAAGAAUCCCGUCGUGGUGACUCCGUCCAGGGAAGCUACUCCCUCAUCGAAUCUGAUGGCUCCAAGAGGACUGUAGAAUACACCGCCGAUGCCCACAAUGGAUUCAACGCCGUCGUCCACAAGGAGCCAGCUGCCGUUGCCGUCAAGACCAUCGCCGCUCCAGUCGCCACUUACGCUCACGCCGCUCCAGUCGCCACCUACGCUCAUGCCGCUCCAUCCCUUGCCUACGCCGCUGCUCCAGUAGCUAAAGUAGCCUACUCCGCCGCCCCAGCCUACUCCUACGCAGCUGCCCCAGUAGCUAAAGUAGCCUACUCCGCCGCCCCAGCCUACUCCUACGCUGCUGCUCCAGUAGCUAAAGUAGCCUACUCCGCCGCUCCAGCCUACUCCUACGCUGCUGCUCCAGUAGCUAAAGUAGCCUACUCCUCCGCCCCAGCCGUCUCCUACUCUUCCAUCGCCGCCCCAAUCGCCAAAGUAGCCUACGCCGCUGCCCCAGCUUACGCCCAAGCUGCUCCAGCCUACUACCAUCACUAA
Molecule: messenger RNA, 1053 nt
Organism: Nicrophorus vespilloides
Lineage: Eukaryota; Metazoa; Arthropoda; Insecta; Coleoptera; Silphidae
Product: cuticle protein-like
Exons: 2
Coding region: 1-1053 (350 amino acids)
Cellular component (GO): extracellular matrix
Source: RefSeq, a predicted model, not a curated record